CAAUACCUCUUACUCUGGCUGUGAGCAGCUGCACAGGAUUAGUGUCUGCCACCAGACAGAGCGAGUGACGGAAACAGGGAGGGAGUGGCAGACACAGGGAGAGGCAGAUUGAUAAAAGAAGUAGCCUCAGACAUAGCACAGACUGUUAAAUGUAGCAUGGACUGGCCAAAAUGUGAGCACCAUGUAUGUGGACAUGUAAGGAUUGUACAACUGCUGACUGAAGCCUAAUGGGGUCUGGAGUAAGCCAGAAGGAAUAUCCAGUUGAAGAGAGCGCCCCCCCACCACAGUCCAACACUGAGCCCGAUUCAGCUCACUCCUCUCCACCUCGACCUGCCAUCAUCGUCACCGCUCCAUCACGGGAGGACCUCUUUGCCUCGCCAUCCACCAUGACUAUAGCUGAUGCCGUCAAAGAGCGGAGGCCCUCUUCCACACCCUUCGUAGUGGGGAACAAAUUUGUGGCCAAUCGAUAACUCAGCAUGUCCUGCAGGAGUAUUCAAAGAAGAACUCAAAAUGGACUGCACAAAUACCACGCAGUUGCAAAACCGCAUGGCAACGCGUUGAUGUACUCUGCCUGUUCAAACUCCGGGAAAGCACUUGGUUGUCCUGUUGAUGGCACAAACCAAAACACAAUGGCGGCGCCCGAGUGAGAUGCGGCCUGGCGAGUUAAAGCCAAAACGGACUCUACUCUUGUUUUCGGAGGCUGCAAACGAGCCGAAAGAAUGGACACUGUGGGAGAGGACGAACAGGACCCUAUAAGGCUCAAGUCUAUCAAGAACAAUAAAACAUUUACAGUGCCUCGAAAUGACAGGUUUGGGAGCUGCAGAAGUGUUCGAGAGUUUGAGAAAUUUAACCGCAUCGGAGAAGGAACUUACGGUAUUGUGUACCGAGCGCGAGACACCAAGUCGGAUGAGAUUGUAGCGUUGAAGAAGGUCCGGAUGGACAAAGAGAAAGAUGGGAUCCCCAUCAGUAGCCUCAGAGAGAUCACCCUGCUGCUGAGGCUGAGACAUCCCAACAUAGUGGAGCUGAAAGAAGUGGUUGUUGGCAGUCAACUGGAGAGUCUGUUUCUGGUGAUGAGUUACUGCGAACAGGAUCUGGCCAGUCUGCUGGAAAACAUGCAGACACCGUUCUCUGAGGCUCAGGUAAAGUGUAUCAUCCUUCAGUUGCUCAGAGGCUUGGAGUAUCUCCACCACAACUUCAUCAUACACAGGGACCUGAAGGUGUCUAAUCUGCUGAUGACGGACAACGGCUGCGUUAAGAUUGCUGAUUUUGGGUUGGCCCGGAUGUACGGCAUCCCCCAGCAGCCCAUGACGCCUCGAGUGGUCACACUGUGGUACAGAGCUCCAGAGCUCCUCCUAGGGACCAAGACCCAGACUACAGCUCUGGACAUGUGGGCCGUGGGCUGUAUCCUGGCUGAGCUGCUGGCUCACAAGCCUCUGCUGCCCGGGACCUCUGAGAUCCAGCAGGUGGACCUGAUCGUCCAGCUGUUGGGAACACCCAAUGAAAACAUCUGGCCGGGUUUUUCUCUGCUGCCCCUCAUCGGCCAGUACAGUCUGAGGAAGCAGCCGUACAACAACCUGAAGAACAAAUUCACGUGGCUGUCUGAAGCUGGACACAGACUGCUCAACCUGCUCUUCAUGUACCACCCACAGCGCAGAGCUACUGCCAAAGAUAGUUUGGAGAGUUCCUACUUCAAAGAGAAACCUCUACCCUGUGAACCAGACCUGAUGCCAACCUUCCCCCACCACCGCAACAAGCGGGCUGCUCCUCUGGCAGAGAGCCACUCCAAACGGAGCAAAGUGUGAUGAACAGGCUGAUGAGACACUGGACUCAAAGACCACCCUGAGGUGACAGGACAUUCUUAGGAAUGGAUGUUGGUUUUGUGGAACGUAAAUUUGCUCAUGAGUUUUUACUGUGGGAUUUUGAGCAUAUGCUAACUCAAUUAGUUUAAUUCCAACCACAGCUGAAGCCAACAAACUCAGAUAAGCCCAUUGCUGAACUGGUUACACGUAACUUUCUACAUCCACGACGCUCCACUUCCGGGAUUGAUGCUGUGUGGACUAGCCAGACUUUCCUCCGCAGCGCUGUGGAGGAAGGCCUGGCAAUGCGAGACUACAAAGAACUCUGCAGUGUUCAGUAUAAUGCCACACAGAUCAUAGCAACAUUUUAAAAGGCUGUAAGGACACAUUCUCUAAUGUAGACCCAGUUGGUCUUGCAGCACUGUGUGCUCUUUAUAGGUUCAGUAGAUAUAUUUUUUAAUACUCGUAUUGCUGCCAAGGUCUGCACACGAAAUGUAAAGAUAAUGAGGACAAAGUUGCCUUUACAAAUAUGCUGAGGAAUUUUGUCUUUUGUGCCGAGCAUUUGUCUAUUCUAACUGCUUCUGCUAUUCUGGUAUCAGUCUGGAUCCGAACAUCGAAAUUAUAAAACUGUGAAAAGGCAUGACAAGUAGGAACUGAACCAACUUGCUUGAGGUCUGCCCACAGUUACACUGGGUC
Sander lucioperca (pikeperch) is the source of this 2492-nucleotide messenger RNA. RefSeq names its product cyclin-dependent kinase 10 (gene cdk10). The coding region runs from base 720 to 1802 and encodes 360 amino acids. NCBI's taxonomy places the organism in Eukaryota, Metazoa, Chordata, Actinopteri, Perciformes, Percidae. The record is from RefSeq and is a predicted model, not a curated record. Gene Ontology annotation, cellular component: nucleus. The transcript has 15 exons. Gene Ontology annotation, molecular function: cyclin-dependent protein serine/threonine kinase activity; ATP binding. Gene Ontology annotation, biological process: protein phosphorylation; regulation of mitotic cell cycle.